Messenger RNA from Ostrinia furnacalis (Asian corn borer), 1593 nucleotides. RefSeq lists its product as uncharacterized. Bases 1 to 1233 code for a protein of 410 amino acids. The record is from RefSeq and is a predicted model, not a curated record. NCBI's taxonomy places the organism in Eukaryota, Metazoa, Arthropoda, Insecta, Lepidoptera, Crambidae. The transcript has 4 exons.
AUGAAUUUGAUGUUCCGGAAGAACUUCAGCGGAGAGAAGAGCAUGGGCACUAGCGGGGGUGGAGGGAAGGCGAGGGGGGCGCUGGGUGCAGGGAGGAAUGCCAAGCGGCGCGAUCGCGAGCGGUACUCCUUCAUGGAGGAAAACCACUACAAGACGCUGAAGACCCAUCUGUUCCUCUCGGCGGCGCCCCGCUCCAGCGCGCAGUACAACGACGGCUCAGAACGAUGCGGCCCCGUUCUCGGCGGAGGGACCGGCCCCGAGCCGGAGCCGCCGCAGCCGCUGGUCACGCGGGAGCCGUCGGUGUCGCUCAUGCGCUGGGACCGGCCCGCCACCGCAGCCACCUCCGACCGCCGGCGCACCGAGCCCGUCUCGCUAGCGACCCUCGAGCGCGACUGCUUCGUGAUACCAGCGCACGCGCUCGAACGCUUCCUGCCUGAUGGCGUACCGCUCCCAGUGCCACCCCCAACUCCCGAAAAAGGAGGACUAACGAAGACUGUUCCAAGUUCCCUCAGCAUACUCGAGAUAGCUGACCCCAAGCUUUGUAUAUUGGCUCACCUGAUGAGCCCUUUAGAGCCCAUAGAGCCUAUACUGGAGUCUCCUCUGGCCAAGCCUCUGAUACGGCAGAAGACGGCCGCAGGAGAGCUCCUGAGUGACGUGGCUCAGGCGAACACGGCGGUGGGCGGGAUGCUUCUAGCGAACAUGGAAAAGAACGCGGAGUUUCCAUUCAUAUCUUACUAUGUGAUAAAUACGACACAAACAGAUCCUUUGCUUUUCUACAACAACAUGAGGAGUGCGUCUCUGAACAAGUUUGACCCGAAGACGAUCAGGUACUCGGCUGCGCACACGCUGGAUCUCUACAGCGAGGUGGCGAUGAUAUGCCGGCCGCCUUUCAACGACCUCGCCGGGGGACCCAAGAAGUCGCAUACCCCUACUACUGGCUUCAUUAUUAGCGUUUAUAAGGUCUUCGAAGGCGACGACGGCGAGCGUUUCGAGAGAAACUGGCUGUACUGGACCGGCGCUCGAAUGUUGUACCGGCAUCUACCCCACUCUGUGGGCAUGAGGAAGAUAGCAUUGCACAAAUCCGUAGCCUCUCAUGGCGACAAGAUGUACUUGUUGGUGUGUGAGUGCGCCAAUUUGCUGGACGACUUGUCAGGCGCCUCCAUGUUGGUGACGGCUCUCCGCGCGCGGUUGUGUGGGUAUACCGGGCUAUACCGGCCUAUACAGACGUUCUAGUAGAGGGAUGGCCUGAAGGCCUGUAGGUAUGUCCGAGGGCACUUGAGGAUCAAGUUUUGUAAGUUUUGAGAUUAAUUGUACCGUCAAUCAAGUUUUGCGCGUUUUAAUUGUACCGACAUUAUGCCAACCAGUGCUGUAGUUAAUUUUAAACUUUUGCGUUGCACAAUUUAAUUAAAUUAAACAGGUUUUAACGUGAUACGCGGAUAGGUAAUAUUGAAAUAUUACCUGUGUUUGCCUGACGUUUCGACCGCGUUGCACGGACUUGCACGGGCCGCGGUCACAGGCUGACUGGAGCGUCGAGUGCGCGAUCCGUAUGGUGGGUAGAAUCAUCUAAUUCUACCCCCUUAAUAUUGCCCAAGU